UGAAAAUCAGUAAAAUCUCACUCUUGCAAGCAUGGAUAGAACUAAAAUUAGAAUAAAUGAAAGUUUCAAUGUGUCAGCUGGAAGGUACAAGGUAGCAGAUUUCUACAAGGAAGGUGCUCCCUCUAUACAGGGACAUGAACCACCGUGAAUGAUCAGCUACUUUGUCCACACUAGCUACUGCAGCUGUCGCGGGCCUGGAGAGGCAGGAGACGUAACAAGGAAGUACCAGCUCCAAAGGAGCUAUUAAAUAGGUCGUAUGGGAGCCACCUGUUAGUCUAUUUCAGGUGAUGUUAACGCGCGGGGUGGAUGCGACCCGUAGAAACGUAGAGAGAGCGCGCACGCCUCGCCACCGACGCGCAGCUCCUUCCCAACGUUCUCCCCCAACCCUCGCAUGCGCAGUUGGCUGGUCGCCAGCUUCUCAGGCCAGCGCUAUGCAACGGCCGUCGUGGGGGCUUCUCCGGGCUCUCUGGUUAACGGGGGUAUCGAUACUACGACUCCUUCUGUGGUCCCUGCCUCAGGAUAGCGCGGGUUUCUUCUGUACAGCUCCUCCAAACAUUUCUAAUGGAUCUCACAAUGGGACUGGAGCCCGUUUUUAUGCUCUUGGAACAGUGAUAACAUACACUUGCAAUGCUAAUUUCUCUCUUAUUGGAGCACACUCUAUUUCCUGUGGCAUGGAUGGUGAUACUAAAAGAGUGUGGAAGGAAAAGCCCCCAAACUGCAAAGUGGUGAAAUGUAAAGAUCCAGUAGUUGAACAUGGAUUAAUAUUAAGCGGAUUUGGACAUUCGUAUACAUAUGGCAACACUAUUAUAUUUGAAUGCAAAACUGGAUAUUUUCUGAUGGGAAAUUAUUUGAUUAAAUGCGGAGCGAACAGUAGCUGGUAUCCUGCGCUGCCUUCAUGUAAAGAAAUUGAUCCAGGUUUAUGCGGUGCCCCAUUAAUUCCAAGUGGGACUGUGCGUCCAUUGCGACAUCAGUAUAGGAUUGGAACAAGUGUUGUUGUAACCUGUAAUAAGCAGUAUUCUUUUCCUGAUGAAACCAUGGAGAUGAAUGUAGCAUGCCAAGGCUACAAUUCCUGGUAUCCUCCUGUGCAAGCAUGUUUCUUUAGAACUUCACCAGACAUUUAUUACCUGUCUAUCCGUAAUGCAAGAAUAAUCCGGGGGAAGAAAACCAGCUAUGAGCCUGGAGAUACAGUUACUAUUCGAUGUUCUGCUGGCUAUACAUUAGCAGGGCCAUCUGAGAUUCGCUACAUUGGUGGGAAGCAAUGGUCACCUAAACUUCCAUCUUGUUACCUGAGUUUUGUCUUCGUACUGCUUAUAGCUGCAUGUUUGCUUAUUUUCUUAUGGCUGCCAGCCCAAUCGGUUUACGCGGCCUUGUGUUCCGAAUAAAGCUAUUCUAAAACAACUGCUAAGAUGAUACACCAAGUAUACUAGAAUACCAAAGAUGCUUAAGCUCUCGUGAAUCUUCAUACCUCUUUGGAAAAGUGACUUGUGUAAUGACAAAUUCUGCUGUGGCAGCACCUUGUGGAAUUCUAUAUGAACAAACUGCUGCAUUCCCCAACAGCCUCUAAGGAUGGAACUAAAUGUUAAAAGAAAUCCAGGUUAUCUCUGAAAAUGCCACAUCUGUUCUGACUUUUAUUCUUUCUUCUCCUUAAUGUCUAGUCAUUGCAACUUACCCCAUGCAAUCAUGUCAUUACACCGUGUAUAUGCUCAACUGCACUGUCACUGUCUUCUGCUGUUAGAGAAAUGUAUAGCAUAAAGAUGUUGAACACAUCAUUAAAUUCUGUAGAGCAGAAGAAACCCAAACCAGGGCUGUAUCCACUUUGAGACUGCUUCACUGUCAGUCUCCGUUGUCAUGAAAAGGGGUUACCUUGAAUUAAUUAAAAACAUCUUACAAUCCAAUAUAUCAAAAUACAGUAGUAAUCCUUCUGUUGUAAACAGCAGAAUGUCAUUACUAUCCAUGAUGGUUUUCCAGAACAACACUCUGCUGCUUUUUUCAAAAUCUCUUUGGAUUUUAGAAGUUCACAAAAGCCAUUCUCGGGUAAGACUUCAUGUUUGAGAUGCACUUGGUUUAUACUGACCACUGCUUUAAAUAUGAAUUGUAUAAAUUGAUGAAGAUAAUUUUGUACUUUUGUGAAUCAAAUAUUUUAGAUUGUAGGAAAUAUCAUGCAUAUGUAUCAAUGUGAUAUGUUAAAUCUCUGCUUUAUAAAUGGUGUGUAGAUAGUGUGUGUCCCUGUACCUUUUUAGGCAGUUACUAGUCCUUGACUAAAAUGAUACUGUGUGAGAAUCGUGCAACAGUAGUCUGCACCACAAAUGAAAUCCUAAUAUACUAACAUAAGUUUUCAGCCAUAUGCAAAACAACAA
This is a messenger RNA of Podarcis raffonei (Aeolian wall lizard), 2357 nucleotides long. Its product is annotated as C4b-binding protein alpha chain-like. Gene Ontology annotation, biological process: negative regulation of complement activation, classical pathway. Bases 288 to 1382 code for a protein of 364 amino acids. The record is from RefSeq and is a predicted model, not a curated record. The transcript is spliced from 8 exons. NCBI's taxonomy places the organism in Eukaryota, Metazoa, Chordata, Lepidosauria, Squamata, Lacertidae.